Molecule: messenger RNA, 2073 nt
Organism: Chondrus crispus (carragheen)
Lineage: Eukaryota; Rhodophyta; Florideophyceae; Gigartinales; Gigartinaceae
Exons: 1
Coding region: 1-2073 (690 amino acids)
Source: RefSeq, a predicted model, not a curated record
AUGUCGGACCUGACGUCGCUCCCUGAACCACAAGCUUUCGUGGAUGAUGCGAACCUCUAUCUGCAAUCGCUCUCCGUGCAACAUGACUCCAAUCUCUCCGCCGGCGCCGACCUUGACGUCCUGCACACAACUCGACUUGCCCGCACCAUCCGACGCGCCACGCUCAUAUAUGCCGCCUCCUUUGACAUCAUUCCCGCCGUCGCUCAACGCGAAUCUCAUCAAGGCAACAAUACCGCAAACUAUCUGCGCGGGCUCAUCUCACGUCUCUCGACAGCUCUAAAGGACAGGAACGAUGCCGAGUUGGAAACACUGGUUGACGCCGCGACGGCCGAACUAGAUGCAUGUAAAGAAGGAGAGCAAGGUAUCUUUACAACCCUGCAAGUCGUCACUGUCUCCAAAGGUUCCGGAGCGGAGCUUGAUUGGCUUUCAGAUAUCCCGAACGACCCCGAUGCUGAGAAUUCAGUGUCCGAUGCAGUUGUUGUACAAGAUUCUUCGGAAAAUGCACUUGCACUUCCGAGUCUACACAACAAGAAUAGGGCCAAAAGGAACUCAGGGGGGUUUAGAAGUUCUCUGCAACUCAAGAGAGAUGCUUCUGGGCCGUCUAUGACAAUCUUGACUUCCGGGCAGACCCCCCCAAGAGGAGGCCAAAGGAAGCAAAAAUAUCCUUCUUGCUUUGCGACCUACGGCAACCUCAGUUCCAAGGAAAAGCUCCUACUAUGGGUUUACAUCCUGUUGCUGCUAGCGUCUGUCAUUCCCAUUGCAGUUGUCACGGUUGACUUCACAAAGAAACAAAUCAACCCAGAGUCCUUUAUUCGCACCCAAGUCAGCGACAGUUUGCCAGCUCCUGUUGUGACGAUUUGUCUAUCGCAGCGCGGAAUACCCUUCAGUCGUUUACAACUGUACAAUUUUACCGACGCGCAAGGCGUCAACUUCCGUGGGGCAGACCCUAAAGGGCCACAGACAGACAGACAAAGUCCUGAGUUCGAGGCUGUUGUUGAUCGAUUUUGGGACAACCCUGGCAAUGAGGAUUGCAAUAAGACUGUAGGGGACUUCUAUCCUUUUCCGCUUGAGUCUUUGAAUCAGCUCACUUCGGGCGAGAAAAACUCGCAAUGUAGGCCUUGCUACCGCGUUGGUCGCAAGACCGUCAUGGCAACUUCCACAGAUUUCCGAGACAGUUCCAUACUCGACCUGUACACAGACAAUUACUUUCUGCAAUGCAUGAAGAGUAUUAACACGUUGGAUAACAGAUCGCUCACAUUCUGGCAUGGGCAACUCAACGAAAAGAAAAAGAAGAUGGAGGAGCUUGGUGUUCUGUCUUCGCAGGUAGAUAAUGUCAAAGUUGCUGACCUGGAGCUUGAACAGUUUGAGAAAAUCGACUCUGAGCAAGGAUGCAAUAUCUUCUACUUUGGCUUCUUUCCGAAAUUGCUGAAUACUGGGACUGGAGGUGUAGAUAUUAAAUAUGCCUGGGACGGAAGUACCUGGAAUCCAGUGGGCAAAGGGCCGUACUUUAAACUGAAAACGACGGAAGACUUGCUGCCGGAGGAGUCCCUGCAAAUGUUUGUAGGCCGAAACGUGUCAACGGAAGAAAACAAAGUGGGUGAGAACUUAGACAUGCUUCUCCUCGGGCCCAACACGCAGACGUAUGCUAGUUUUCAGCCGGUAAUAGACUACGAUGGAGAGCGAUUCGACAUAAGCAGUUCGACAACGAACCUACGGCAGGAUGAAGUGACACCGAUAUUCGGCUAUUGGCUCGUGUACCGUGUGUAUUACAAUUUCAACCGCUUUGUUGUAGAAGAACAUUACUUGGACUCGACUUAUCCCGCUGGUCAGUGGUUUGUUGAUGUGAGUGGGUACGCAUCAUUAUUUACAGGGGCCAGUCUGCUUUCGUUGAUUUUCUUUCCGCUGUGGCGGGCACGGCAGAGGAGAGAGGACCGGAGACUAAUGCAUGAGCGACCGGAGGCCUAUUAUUGGUCAGAGCACAAGAAAAGACAUCUAACCACCACGCCAGAUAUGGACCGAGAGCCCCAUCGAUCUAGAGCGUUGUUCAUGGAACACGUCAAGACUGGUCGGUAA